Zea mays is the source of this 1974-nucleotide messenger RNA. RefSeq lists its product as uncharacterized. The transcript has 16 exons. NCBI's taxonomy places the organism in Eukaryota, Viridiplantae, Streptophyta, Magnoliopsida, Poales, Poaceae. Gene Ontology annotation, cellular component: membrane. The record is from RefSeq and is a predicted model, not a curated record. Gene Ontology annotation, molecular function: sugar transmembrane transporter activity. Gene Ontology annotation, biological process: carbohydrate transport; transmembrane transport. Bases 165 to 1607 code for a protein of 480 amino acids.
AACGGGACGACAGUUCGUCUCCGCCCGCAUCGAUUGUUGUCCGCUGUUCUCCUUCCUCCUCGUCCUCCUUCAGGCCAGCGGGCAAGAAGAAGAAGAAGAAAAAUCAAGGCUUGCGGCGAGAGGCUGUGCCCGGCCGACCGGCGAGCGAGCUUCGUACGCGCGUCAUGGGUGGCGGCAGCAACAGAGGCGGCGCCGGCGCCGGCGAGGAGAGCGGCAGCGACCACGACGGUGUGCUGCGGAGGCCGCUGCUCAACACGGGGAGCUGGUACCGGAUGAGCUCGCGGCAGUCCAGCUUUGCCCCGGGGACCUCCUCCAUGGCCGUCCUGCGCGAGUCCCACGUCUCCGCCUUCCUCUGCACGCUCAUCGUCGCGCUCGGCCCCAUCCAGUUCGGCUUCACCAGCGGCUUCUCCUCCCCGACCCAGGACGCCAUGGUUCGGGACCUCAACCUCUCUAUCUCCGAGUUCUCGGCGUUCGGAUCGCUGUCCAACGUCGGCGGCAUGGUCGGGGCGAUCGCCAGCGGGCAGAUGGCCGAGUACAUUGGCCGUAAAGGGGAUGCCUCAUUUCUAUAUAUGGGACGAUUGCUUGAAGGGUUUGGUGUCGGCAUCAUAUCCUACACGGUACCGGUAUACAUAGCAGAGAUAUCUCCUCAGAACAUGAGGGGAGCUCUUGGUUCUGUGAACCAGUUGUCUGUGACCUUUGGCAUAUUCUUGGCCUAUUUGCUCGGCAUGUUUAUUCCUUGGAGACUUCUUGCUGUGAUUGGAGCCUUGCCCUGCACAAUGUUGAUUCCUGGACUAUUCUUCAUUCCAGAAUCUCCCAGAUGGCUGGCAAAGAUGAAUUUGACGGAAGAUUGUGAGACGUCCCUACAAGUGCUGAGGGGGUUUGAGACUGACAUCACAACAGAAGUGAAUGAUAUAAAGAGGGCAGUGGCAUCAUCAAGUAAGAGGACCACAAUCAGUUUUCAAGAAUUAAACCAAAAGAAAUACCGCACGCCACUACUUCUAGGGAUUGGCCUACUUGUACUGCAAAAUCUUAGUGGAAUCAACGGUGUACUGUUUUAUGCAAGUAGCAUCUUCAAAGCUGCAGGGGUUACAAACAGCGACUUGGCCACCUGUUCACUUGGUGCUAUUCAGGUCCUUGCUACUGGAGUUACAACAUGGCUGUUAGACCGAGCUGGACGACGCAUCCUUCUCAUUAUUUCUACCUCUGGCAUGACUCUAUGCCUUCUUGCCGUUUCUGUUGUAUUUUUUCUCAAGGAUAACAUUUCACAGGAUUCUAACUCAUACUACAUCUUAACAAUGAUCUCCCUUGUUGGUAUUGUGUCUUUUGUCAUUACCUUCUCGUUUGGUAUGGGUGCCAUUCCAUGGCUCAUGAUGUCUGAGAUCCUCCCGGUUAGCAUCAAGAGCCUUGGCGGAAGCAUCGCAACACUGGCCAACUGGCUGACAUCCUUCGCCAUAACAAUGACGACGAACUUGAUGCUCACGUGGAGUGUUGGAGGCACUUUUCUCUCGUACAUGGUUGUGAGCGCCUUCACCAUCGUUUUUGUUGUCCUUUGGGUGCCGGAGACGAAGGGGAGAACUCUAGAGGAGAUACAAUUUUCGUUUCGCUGAGCAUUCAGCGUCAGCUGCAAUGGUUGCCCGAGUGUUUAUCUUAGGGCCUGUUUCGAUCCCAUGAGCUAAAGCAAAAAGAAGCUAAAAUUUAGUCACUUUAUAAACUAAAGUUCCAAUCAGGAGGAGCUAAAAGUGAAUAAAAUAGCAAAAGAAUAUCUUUUAGUCACUUUUAGCUUCUAAAGAGGAGCUAGAAUUUAGUCCCUUGUUUUAGCUUAUACUCCUUCCAUCCUAAAAAAAUAUAGGUCUUUCUAACUUUUCUUUUUUCUGUUCAUAUUCAUUCGAAUAAUGAUAAAUAUAGACAUACGUAUAAACUAUUCAUUAAUAAAUGUAUCAAAUAAAUUAUAGGCCUGUUUGGUUUGCUGUCUAA